AAUAAAUAUAAUUAAAAAAAAAAUUAUAGAGAGAGGCAAGAAGAAUCCCAAUGUCCAUGGAUACAGACAGGAGAGCCGACUGUUUACACUCCAUUGUCCUUGUGAUCAGUUAAACGAAUCCCUCCAAACUUCCAUAUCAUUUCACAGUCCUCUCAAAUAAAGAGGGGUUUGUUUAUGAGGAUUUUUGAAGGUGUUGGAGUGUGAUUUGUUGCUCAUGUGAGUGGAACAAGCUGAAGAAAUGUCGGAGGAUGACGAUCGAUCUUUACCUUUGGAUCUAGGCGGCGGCGGCGGCGCUGUUGCUGAAUCUGCUAGUAAAACUCGUAAUUGUACUGGCUGUUAUGGCCAUUUAGCUGCUUCUGGUUCUGUUGAGAAUACUCUUCACAAUGUUCUUGAGAACGUGCUUCACUUUCUCACUUCUCGCCAUGACCGGAACGCGGCUUCGCUUGUUUGUAAGUCAUGGUAUGGGGUUGAAGCCCUUACUCGAUCUGAGCUGUUCAUCGGAAAUUGUUAUGCGGUUUCUCCUCGCCGAGUUACGUCGCGGUUUAAUCGAGUUCGGUCAGUGACGAUCAAGGGAAGGCCGAGGUUCUCGGAUUUCAACUUGAUGCCGCCCAAUUGGGGAGCUCACUUUACUCCUUGGGUUGCGGCCAUGGCUAAAUCCUAUCCUUGGCUUGAGAGAAUCUACUUGAAGCGUAUGUCAGUCACUGACGAUGAUCUGGCGCUACUUGCCGAGUCUUUCCCUGGUUUCAAGGAGCUUGUGCUUUUUUGCUGCGAAGGGUUCGGCACCAGCGGGAUUGCUGUGGUUGCUUCUAGGUGUAGGCAGCUUCGAGUGCUUGAUCUGAUUGAAUCUGACAUAGCAGAUGAUGAAGUAGAUUGGAUAUCUUGUUUCCCAGAGAAUGAAACCUGUCUUGAGUCUCUAGUUUUUGAUUGCGUUGAAUGCCCCAUCAAUUUUGAGGCAUUAGAAAUGUUGGUGAGUAGAUCCCCGUUGUUGAAGAAACUUGGAGUGAACCGUUAUGUUUCCAUUGCACAGCUAUACCACCUGAUAGUUCGGGCUCCACAACUAACACAUCUUGGAACUGGUUCGUUCUGUAACCCAGAGGCCAUGAUCCAUGGGGAGCCAGAGCCCGACUAUGCCGCUGCUUUUGCUGCUUGCAAGUCCCUAGUCUGUCUCUCUGGAUUCAAGGACAUUUUACCUGAUUAUCUACCAUGUAUCUAUCCAGCUUGCGCUAAUCUCACUACUCUGAACUUGAGCUAUGCAAAUAUAUCUGCUGAACAACUCAAACCAGUUAUAAGCCACUGUCAUAAGCUCCAGACUUUCUGGGCUCUUGAUUCAAUAUGUGAUGAAGGACUUCAAGCUGUUGCUUCAACUUGUAAGGAUCUGCAAGAACUUAGGGUUUUUCCUGUUGAUCCUCGAGAAGACGGUGAAGGCCCAAUUUCUGAAGUCGGCUUCCAAGCAAUAUCUGAGGGUUGCAGGAAAUUGCAAUAUAUCCUCUACUUUUGCCAGAGAAUGACAAAUGCAGCUGUGAUUGCUAUGUCAAAGAACUGCCAAGAUCUUGUGGUGUUUAGGCUAUGCAUUAUGGGGCGACACCAGCCAGACCAUAAAACUGGAGAACCCAUGGAUGAAGGGUUUGGUGCCAUUGUUAUCAAUUGUAAGAAGCUCACCAGGCUUGCUAUCUCUGGAUUGUUGACCGAUCGUGCUUUCAGCUACAUCGGGAAGUAUGGAAAACUGGUACGCACCCUAUCAGUUGCUUUUGCUGGAGAUAGUGAUUUGGGAUUGAAAUUUGUGCUUGAAGGUUGUCUUAGAUUGCAAAAACUUGAGAUUAGAGAUAGUCCAUUUGGCAAUGGAGGGUUGCAAUCUGGUUUACAUCAUUACUACAAUAUGAGAUUCCUCUGGAUGUCGGCUUGUAAAUUGUCUCGCCAAGGCUGCCAAGAGGUUGCCAGGGCCAUGCCUCACUUAGUGGUUGAGGUGAUGAGGAAUGAAAACGAUGAGGAAGUGGAUAACCAUAUUCAGGUGGAGGAUAUGGAGAACCAUGUUCAGGUGUUAUAUAUGUAUAGAUCUCUUGAGGGGCCGAGGGACGAUGCUCCUAAGUUCGUUGACAUCCUAUAGGAUAUUGAACUACUAAAAGUUUCAACUGUCACUGAGCAAGGUUACAAUUUUGUGCGGUAAGUUUCUUACUGCUUGUCAAGGGGUUAUUCUUCAAUACCUAAAAAAGAAUUCACGUAUACCCACUUAAGAAAGUUGGAUGCCAGUUUUUACAUGGGGAUGGUUAUGAUGGUUCCGGGAGCCAGAACUUAAGAACGAAAGCAUCUCAUCUGAGAUAUGGAGCUUCCUGACACUUUGAAGAGUGGUUUAGUUGCUGAGGAUCAAUCUCUUUACAGUUCGUCCGGCUAAACAAGUUUUCUUAUAAGUUUGUUUCUAAUUGUUCACGUUUAAUUCUUCAUUUCUAUAUUCAGUAACUGCAAACUAGAGCUGCUGGAGGAGGCAUGGGUCGUAGAGAGCUGCAUUAAAAGCUUAGAUACCAAUUAUUGGUCAUUUUAUCAAUUGAAUCAAGAUAGAAAAGCAUUGCAAGGUUUGGAGGAUCAGUCAUCUAUGAAUAUCUCUCCAACCUCCAGGCAGCGGAUAGCUAGCAAGGGGAUGACACAGGUACGCGUACUUCAGCUUUACAAGAAACAUUAGUCCAUUUAUUUUGAUUCAAAUGGUAAGAAGAUGUGAGGAUUGAAAGACCCGGCCUCUUUAGCUAAAUGUUGUUUAUUUCUAAACAGGUGUAUUAGUAGUGUAGGCCCCUGGUUAUUGAGUUUACUAUUGUUAUUUAUCAGAAAAUGUGAGAUGGAUGGGUAAUAAAUGCCAAAAUUAUGCAUGGACAGAAUUUCCAUAGAAUAA
Cucurbita moschata (crookneck pumpkin) is the source of this 2878-nucleotide messenger RNA. Its product is annotated as transport inhibitor response 1-like protein. Gene Ontology annotation, biological process: SCF-dependent proteasomal ubiquitin-dependent protein catabolic process. Gene Ontology annotation, cellular component: SCF ubiquitin ligase complex. The record is from RefSeq and is a predicted model, not a curated record. The transcript has 4 exons. Lineage: Eukaryota; Viridiplantae; Streptophyta; Magnoliopsida; Cucurbitales; Cucurbitaceae. Bases 239 to 2104 code for a protein of 621 amino acids.